CCCCGGAAGAUGGCGGCGGCGGUGGCGGCGCACUCCUGACAGGAACUGCUCUCCGGGCAGCAGCGGUCGGGCGCGGUGCCCGACCCGGCGGGUCUCCCGGGCACUCGGCCACCGCCCCACCCCCCGCCGCGCCAUGGAGCCCGAGCUGGCUGCCCAGAAGCAGCCCCGGCCGCGGAGGCGAAGCCGCCGGGCCUCCGGGCUCAACGCAGACUGCGCCGCGGGACCUUCGGCCGACACCCCCAGGCCGGGGCCCGACGGCCGACAUUCCCUUCGGAGAGGGAGCUCCUUCACAUUUUUAACACCUGGCCCCCAUUGGGACUUCACUUUGAAAAGAAAGCGGAGAGAGAAAGAUGAUGAUGUCGUAAGCCUUAACAGCCUUGAUCUGAAGGAGCCAAGCAAUAAAAGAGUUCGUCCUCUGGCUCGGGUCACAUCCUUGGCAAACUUGAUCUCCCCUGUAAGAAAUGGGGCGGUCCGGCGCUUUGGUCAGACAGUCCAGUCCUUUACCCAUCGUGGUGACAGCAGAUCCCCGGCUUCUGCCCAGAAGCCAUCGAGCAGAUCAACAGUCCCCACACCUUCCAAAAGGAGAAGCAGUGCGCUGUGGUCCGAGAUGCUGGACGUCAGCACGAAGGAGUCUUUAAGUUCCAAAGAGAUCAGACGUCAGGAGGCAAUAUAUGAAAUGUCCCGGGGUGAACAGGAUUUAAUCGAGGAUCUCAAGCUUGCAAGAAAGGCCUACCAUGACCCCAUGUUAAAGCUGUCUAUUAUGUCAGAAGAGGAGCUCACCCAGAUAUUUGGUGAUUUGGACGCUUACAUACCUCUCCAUGAAGAUCUGUUGGCAAGAAUAGCAGAAGCAACGAAACCUGGUGGAACAGUGGGGCAGAUUGGUCACAUUCUGGUGAACUGGUUGCCGGGCUUGAAUGCCUACAAAGGCUACUGUAGUAACCAGCUGGCGGCCAAAGCUCUUCUGGAUCAAAAGAAACAGGAUCCAAGAGUGCAGGACUUCCUCCAGCGGUGUCUUGAGUCUCCCUUCAGUCGAAAACUAGAUCUGUGGAGCUUCCUAGAUAUUCCUCGAAGUCGCCUGGUCAAGUACCCUUUGCUAUUAAAAGAAAUUCUGAGACACACUCCAAAAGACCACCCUGAUGUUCAGCUCCUGGAGGAAGCUACACUGAUAAUACAAGGGGUCCUGUCCGACAUCAACCUGAAGAAGGGCGAGUCGGAGUGCCGCUACUACCUCGAGAAGCUGGAGUACCUGGACGAGAAGCAGAAGGACCCCAGGAUCGAAGCGAGCAGGGCGCUGCUGUGCCACGGGGAGCUGAAGAAUAAAAGUGGGCAUAAACUUCACAUAUUCCUGUUUCAAGACAUCUUGGUUUUGACUCGGCCUGUUACACGGAAUGAGCGUCACUUUUACCAGGUUUAUCGGCAGCCGAUCCCUGUCCAAGAGCUGGUCCUGGAAGACCUGCAGGACGGAGACGUGCGCAUGGGAGGCUCCUUCCGAGGGGCUUUCGGCAACUCAGACAAAGCUAAAAACAUCUUCCGAGUUCGCUCCCAAGACCCGUGUCCAGGCCAGUCCCACACCCUGCAGGCCAACGACGUGUUCCACAAGCAGCAGUGGUUCAACUGCAUCCGCAGCGCCGUCGCGCCCUUCCGGCCGCCCGCCGUCGCCCCCUGCCGGCCGCCCGCCGAGGGGGAGGAGAACGCCCCGAGCCGGGCGUCCACUGCCACCCGGGGGGAGGGCGACGGAGACGCUCCGGGGCGGGCGGCCGAGGCUAGGGGGCCGAGAGCGCAGCAGACGCGGUCCGGCUCCCGAAAAGCAAGGGACCCGGCCCGGCUCGGCGGCAAGCGGAGAGAGACUUUGGUGUGAAGGAAGUGCCGUGCGUUAGCUGGCGAGAGGUGGUUUGUUUAUAAAUGUGUACAGUUUGUUUCUCUUGUGAUGUGAGCGCGGCAACGUCGCAGGGCUACUUGGGACCCGUCCUGACGUUUCCUGGUUUGGGUUGCUUUUGCUUGUUGUCCCCCUCCCUUUUGUUUUUAAUGGCAGCUAAAGAUACAGCAGAUUACUGUUAAACUGUUGCCCGCCCCCCCUUUUUUCUAAGUGUUUUUCUCAGAUUAUUUAGAACAUGCAAACCUGGUAUUUUUAAUCAAAUGAAAUAUUUAUGAAAUGGA
Molecule: messenger RNA, 2157 nt
Organism: Suricata suricatta (meerkat)
Lineage: Eukaryota; Metazoa; Chordata; Mammalia; Carnivora; Herpestidae
Gene: NET1
Product: neuroepithelial cell transforming 1
Exons: 13
Coding region: 134-1858 (574 amino acids)
Biological process (GO): positive regulation of Rho protein signal transduction; intracellular signal transduction
Molecular function (GO): guanyl-nucleotide exchange factor activity
Source: RefSeq, a predicted model, not a curated record